AUGCCUCGGUUUUCUUCGACUUUUCUGGGGCUAUGUGUUCAAGACGCAGAUACAACGGAACCCUCACCACGUGCCUCCCACUUUGAGAUGUGUUUUUGCAGGUGCUUAUCAUCACAACACAUGGCGGAUGGAGCACAAGCAACCAUUUACGCCCUGCACCAAACUUGGUGGACGGAGUCGCCACACUUUGACUCCUCCACAAAGCCCACACGUGAGCAAACCUUACUUUUGGCAACCAAAGAGAAAGUGUCACGAGAAGCCUUGCUUUUGGACGACGCGAAUCCAAAACGCCGCUCGACACUUUUGUACAUGCAACUAGACACGCCAACCGUGAGGAGACAAGAGAGAAAAUGGCAAAAACCUCGGAGCGAGGAGGUGUCACGCACACUUUGUCACUUUGAAAAUUUUCCAAGUAAAAAAAUGUCGCGUGUAACCCUUUCCGAUGCUAUUAUGGGAGACAGGAAACACUCGGGUUGGGAGGGACGAAUCGAAGCGACAAGGGCUGAAUCUCACUGGAUCGUGGCAGCAAGGCCACUCUGCCACUUUCAAUACCCCAUCCUGUAUUUAAGUCAUCUACAAAGGAUUUUACUCGCCGCUCAAUGGGAAUUGCGUUUCAAAGUGUCCCGCAAGGCUCAUCCAUCUUACGGGGUACACCAACAACAUGUGCCUCUGGGGGACCAAGGCCCCCUACUGCUGGUCGGCAAACGAACGGCGGGCGCACGCAUCACUUCUAGCCCGGAUUCUGACUUAGAGGCAUUCAGUCAUAAUCCAACGCACAGUAGCUUCGCGCCACUGGCUUUUCAACCAAGUGCGAUGACCAAUUGUGCAAAUCAACGGUUCCUCUCGUACUAG
This is a messenger RNA of Lathyrus sativus (Indian pea), 852 nucleotides long. NCBI's taxonomy places the organism in Eukaryota, Viridiplantae, Streptophyta, Magnoliopsida, Fabales, Fabaceae. The record is from the annotation of a GenBank genome assembly.